AAGGGACAACACACUUUCUAAGUGGAGCUGAUCCUCCCACUUCCACUGAAACUCCAAAAUCCAAGAAGAUCGAAAUGGUGACUCUUCCACUGAACCCUUAUCACGCAUUACCAUCUCUCUCACUCUCUUCUAAGCUGAAUUGGAACUCUACAUGCCCCCAAAACCUUAAAGCCUUCAAGCGUCUAUGCUGCAACAGAGGGAAAAUCAAAGCUGUGGGAACGGGAACGAUUUCCGGGAGUGAAUCAGCAGAGCAAGUUACAGCUACAGAAGAAUCUCCUUCCAUCGAUUUCGCAUUUGUCAGUCCUGUUCUACUUCCGGAUGGAACGCCGGACAUACACCUUCGGUCGGCUUGUGGUGGGCAGAAACUCAGAGACAUCAUGCUGGAUAACAAUAUUGAUCUCUACGGCCCCAGUGCCAGACCCCUGUUAAACUGUGGAGGAGGAGGAACAUGUGGAACGUGUCUUGUAGAGGUUGUUGAAGGAAAGGAAUUACUAAGCCCUCGUACAGACAAGGAGAAAGAAAUCCUAAGAAAGAAACCAAAGAAUUGGAGACUCGCUUGCCAAACAAUAGUUGGAAAUGGAAAUUCUAAGGGCCAGGUUGUCAUCCAACAACUCCCUGAGUGGAAGGCACACGAAUGGGUUUAGAUAAAGAAAGCUGCAGUUUGGUUUGGGUACAUCAAUGAUCUAAUCAAUACAGACAAAGCAAUUCAUCAUUUCAAAUAGAAAUGGCCAGGAUCUAUCUCUAUGCAAUCUCAAUCCAGAUCAAUGUUGUUGAUUAGAAAAGAAAAAACCCCUUCACCAUUUUCAUUGCAAGUUCUUGUAUAUGUAAAAUUACUAGGAGAUUUUUUUCUGUACAAUAAAAAAAAAAAGAGUGCCGAUUCUACAGUUUUGGGAUUGCAAGUGCAAUAACAUGUUUUAGGGCUAAUAUAACACCACAUCCUGCAUAUACGGGUUCUUCUGUAGACCAAUAAGCAAUUGGGCUUUCAGAUGGUCAUGUAACUUUAAUUUGGGGCUUAGGCCCAUUAAUUCAUUCUCUUGAUUUCCUAGAGAAUCA
Molecule: messenger RNA, 1053 nt
Organism: Nelumbo nucifera (sacred lotus)
Lineage: Eukaryota; Viridiplantae; Streptophyta; Magnoliopsida; Proteales; Nelumbonaceae
Gene: PNSB3
Product: NDH-dependent cyclic electron flow 1
Biological process (GO): P450-containing electron transport chain
Cellular component (GO): chloroplast thylakoid membrane
Molecular function (GO): 2 iron, 2 sulfur cluster binding; electron transfer activity
Source: RefSeq, a predicted model, not a curated record